CGAGUUUCAUCUAUAUAGAUACCCAGAUCCCAAGCACAUGGCUGACAACCCAGCAUGGCGUGAAGAAAUCCGGUAUUUUGAGAGAUACUACCAUCUCUUGGGAGAGGUGCAGUCUUUGGCCCAGGAUGCGACCAACUGCAACAGUUUCCGGCAACAGCUUGACAUUUCGGCAGCGAUUCUGGAGGUUGUGAUCGACCUCAUAAAUCUGCUGGAGGAGAACUUUCAAGAACCUGAGCUUGGAGACCCUGAGCCUGAUGAUGUGCCGGGUUUGUUUCAAGAGAUCGCCGAUGAGGCGGGCUCUGUCCAUGCGGACCCGCAACAGAUGCUGCAGCAGGCCUAUGUCUUUUGGCGGGCCGCGAGGGAGGCGGAGGUGGCGUUGGUGGAGCUGGGUACCUGCACAGAGGUGACCAGAGGGUACCCUGAGAUGACAAGCACGGGGCCCACUAGUGCCAACAUGAAGCCCAGCUCGCCGCGGUGGUCUGGAGUUCAAGAGGUUGCAGAGACCAACUUGCCUCAAGGUGCAGCUGAUAGGCUCCAGAGCUUCUUGGCGAGGGUGACACGGCUUAUGGAUGAGCAUGGCGCUCUUUGGUUUGCUGGGGACAAAACGUGCCCUUGGAUGCACGAGCUUGUUGAGCAGGAAGGCUUCGGCGAUGGCUGGUCUUGUGAUUCUUGCAGCCGGAGGUUUCCCAAAGCAGCGCGUCGGCUAGGGUGCAGAGAGUGCAACUGGGACUUUUGCAUGCACUGCAGUGCACGGCACAAACAGAAUGUGGACCGUAUUCGUGCAAGGCUUGAACGUCUCAAAGCAGGAGUCACGCGUGCCCUCACUCACCUGACAACAAAAAAUGGUGAACCACAAAAGGGCAUUGUGGGCAUUGUCGCUUCUUUGUUGCACCAACAUCCUCAAGAUGAGGAGCGCAAGAGUCUUGAGUCAAUUAUGUUAGUUCAAGCCAUGGUUGACAUCGAGCAUCCCAGUUAUGCCCUUGCACUGACUUUGCAUGAGCUUGGCACUGUGAAUGUGGAAAAGAAUAAGUUGGAAGUUGCAGAGACUUUCUUCAAAGAGAGCCUAGCUAUAAUAAAACGUUCUUGUGCUGGCAGCGAGCUUAGCCGCAAAGUCGCGGUGAUUUUGCAUGAGCUUGGCGAAGUGGCUUCGAAACAGAAUAAGUUGGAAGCUGCAGAGACUUUCUUCGAAGAGAGCCUAGCCAUGGAGCGUUCUUGUGCUGGCAGCGAACCUAGCCUCUCAGUGGGGGUGACUUUGCAUGAGCUUGGCGAAGUGAAUUUGAAACAGAAAAAGUUGGAAGCUGCAGAGACUUUCUUCAAAGAGAGCCUAGCCAUAAAGCUUUCUUGUGCCAGCAGCAAGCCUAGCCACUCAGUCGCGGUGACUUUGCAUCGGCUUGGCAAUGUGAAUUUGGAAAAGAACAACGUUCUUGUGCUGGCAGCAAGCCUAGCCACUCAGUGGCGUUGACUUUGCAUGAGCUUGGCAAUGUGAGUUUGAAACAGAAUAAGUUGGAAGCUGCAGAGACUUUCUUCAAAGAGAGCCUAGCCAUGGAGCGUUUUUGUGGUGGCAGCGAGGCUGGCCGCUGUGUUGCAGUGACUUUGGAACGGCUUGGCUUAGUGAGCUUCAGGAAGAAUGAGUUCAAAGCUGCAGCCAUUUUGUUCAAAGAGAGCCUAGUCGCGCACCUGCACUGCUUUCUUUUUUGGAAACGCAUGUUGUUGAGUUGCUUGAGUGGAAUGGGCCUGGGCAUCUCAGGGACGUUACUACUUGUGAUGGGUAUUCAUAGGCCAAACGACCUUCUGGGGUCAGUCUUUUUCGUCCGUUUGCAUGCGCUGUCGCCUUCUGGGGUACGGUGAUGAGCGAUGGAGUGGACAGUCCGACCAUUCCCUGAACGGAGAGAUGGGACGGGUCACCCGGCAGACUAGCACCACGGGCA
Messenger RNA from Durusdinium trenchii, 1928 nucleotides. The record is from the annotation of a GenBank genome assembly. Lineage: Eukaryota; Dinophyceae; Suessiales; Symbiodiniaceae.